Molecule: messenger RNA, 1641 nt
Organism: Eruca vesicaria subsp. sativa (arugula)
Lineage: Eukaryota; Viridiplantae; Streptophyta; Magnoliopsida; Brassicales; Brassicaceae
Source: the annotation of a GenBank genome assembly
AUGCGUCUUUCUUGUAUUGAGCGUCCUCAAUUCACUCCUGGGGAUCGUUCCUGUUUGUCCACUGAGAAUUGGGUUUCUGAUAGAAAGGGUUAUGAUUAUAAGAGAGACCCUGAAGCUAACUUCAAUGCUCUGGACUCAAUCUUGAAAAGUAGUUUGGAUCGUCUCGCUUCCUUAAGGGAGAGUGUAUGUCGGACGAAGAGCCUCGGAUACGAUGAAUCUAUAGCUAUCCACGCGUCUAUAAUGAGGGAUCUUUGUUUACAAGGGAAGUUGGACGCUGCUCUCUGGCUACGGAAGAAGUUGAUGCAGAGUGGGUUUAUUCCAGGUUUGGUCACACACAAUCAUCUUUUAAAUGGGUUGUGUAAGUUAGGUAGUAUCGACAAGGCGGAUGGGCUUGUUAAAGAGAUGUGGGAGAUGGGUCCUUCUCCUAAUUGUGUUUCUUAUAACACUUUUAUCAAGGGUCUGUGCAGUGUUAACAAUGUAGAUAAAGCUCUGUAUCUCUUCAGCACUAUGGAUAGAUAUGGUGUUAAGCCAAAUAGAGUGACUUGCAAUAUACUAGUGCAUGCGCUUUGUCAGAAAGGUCUUAUGGGAAACACUAAGCUUCUUGAAGAGAUAUUAGAUAGUAGCCAGCAGGCGGAUGCGCCAUUGGAUAUAGUCACCUGUACUAUUUUGAUGGAUAGUUGUUUUAAGAAUGGGGAUGUGGUUCAAGCCCUUGGGGUUUGGAAGGAGAUGUCGGAGAAGAAUGUCCCUGCUGAUUCAGUUAUGUACAAUGUCCUUAUUCGUGGUUUAUGUUCGAGUGGUAACAUGGUAGAUGCUUAUGGGCUCAUGUGUGACAUGGUGAAGAAAGGAGUUAGUCCUGAUGUUUUCACUUACAAUACUCUCAUAAGCGCCUUGUGCAAAGAGGGAAAGUUUGAUGAGGCAUGUGGUGUCCAUGGUACCAUGCAACGAGCUGGUGUUGCUCCUGAUCAGAUCUCAUACAAAGUUAUCAUUCAAGGUCUAUGUAUGAACGGAGAUGUGGCCAGGGCGAACGAGUUUCUUUUAACCAUGCUAAAGAGUUCUCUGCUUCCGGAGGUUCUGCUAUGGAAUGUGGUGAUUGAUGGUUAUGGAAGAUGUGGAGAUACUAGCAGCUCUUUAUCUGUUCGAAAUCUAAUGCUUUCGUACGGCGUUAAGCCAAAUAUUUACACAAACAAUGCUUUGAUUUAUGGGUAUGUGAAAGAGGGAAGAUUCAUCGAUGCAUGCCAGUUAAAAGAUCAAAUGCGAUCGACCAAUGUCUACCCGGAUACUACUACGUAUAAUCUGCUUAUAGGUGCUGCUUGUACAGUUGGUCACUUGAGGUUGGCUUUUCAGUUGUAUGAUGAAAUGAUGAAAAGGAGAUGUCAACCUGAUAUGAUUACUUAUACCGAGCUGAUUAGAGGGCUCUGUUGGAAGGGUCGGUUGAAGGAGGCCGAAGACCUUUUGUUGAGACUGCAGGCUUCUGGUAUAAUAUUGGAUCAUGUUCCGUUUUGGAUACUUAUGAGGAAAUACACCAAGUUGAGGCGACUAGACGAGGCGUAUUUAGCUUACAAAAAAUGGUUAAUGACAAGGAGUGGCGGCGGAGUUAUUUGUCCGAGCAGGCUAAAUCACAUGCAUACAGAACAUCAUUAG